Fibroporia radiculosa is the source of this 252-nucleotide messenger RNA. RefSeq lists its product as uncharacterized. Bases 1 to 252 code for a protein of 83 amino acids. The transcript has 4 exons. The record is from RefSeq and is a predicted model, not a curated record. NCBI's taxonomy places the organism in Eukaryota, Fungi, Basidiomycota, Agaricomycetes, Polyporales, Fibroporiaceae.
AUGACUUUCCCCAAGUUCUCAUUUUCUCGGCCAGGCAAGCGAUCGGCGACCAAGGGCGUAAAUCCCGUCCUGACUGUGAUCGAUAACUCCUUGACACAACAGUACACGGUGAAGCUGCCUCUCUUCGUCCCCAGUACAUCACAACCAACACCCCACACGUCGCAUAGGGAUGUGGCAGAGAUGUUGGACGAAGACGACUGCGCCUGGGGUUCACCUCCAAGACGAAGCAAACGUAGUAAAUCAAGGUGUUGA